GCAGAGAUGUAAAUUAAAAUGAACGCAUCCAGCAUGCUCACUAAUUAGCUAUUACUAUAAAUAGACUCUCGUUUCUGUGAAAAGUAUCAGUUUAAUCUAAAAUAAAGUAUUUCAUGGUAUGCAUUUCAUUGAAACACUGAAAUAUAAUUUUGGUUUAAUCUACAGCCUGAACCACCUUCCACAAACAAAUGGCAGCUGGAUAAGUGGUUAAAUAAAGUCAAUCCACACAAUAAAACCAUAAUUAACAACCAAAAUGAUGUGCAUUCGGAAAACAAUUCUGAGGCUCCGAACAACCAACAGAUUGAGGGAGACAGUAAGCGAGAACUUGACAAUAUUAUCCCUCAGCCUGAUUCUUUGCCCAAAGAGAGGGAGUUGUUGAGUCCUGUGAGAGAAAAAGGCAAAACUAGAGUAACCCAAAAACCACAGGAAGCAAAAAACGUAAAGCAGAAAUCACCAGCCCACAAUGAACCUACUACACAAAGGGCUGUUGCCAAGAAACAACCAAAAAGGGUUGAAAGAACUUCCAGCGGUGAAGACUACACAUGGAACAAACCAAACCCCACCAGCAGCACUCCCAAAGAGAAGGACUUACGAGAAAUCCAAGAGCCACCAAAAGCAAGGACAAAAACCACUGUUGCUAAAACAGCACCACGAAAGGAACAAAGGACUAGUACUGGAAGUACGUCAGAAAAAAAGAAAGCUAGAGGGGCAAAUAAAAUUGUUCCUAAAUCAAGGGAAUUUAUUGAAACAGAUUCUGCAUCAGAUUCCAACACUGACCAUGAUGAAGUCAUGCAAGUUAAGGUAUCAACGACUGGGCCCAUUAAUCCAGUGAAGCCAAAGGACUGCAGCAGCAGCAACAUCUUAAGUGUGAGCAGCUUAACAAGCAAUAGCAGCAGCAUAUCACUAGACCAGACACAUAAUGAUCUGGAGGAGCCAUUUUCACCACUGCCUAUUGUUCAGAGUGAACUGCUUUCCCCUUUAAGAGAGAUUGAAGAGCUUAAGUCAUUAUGGGUGAAAAUAGAUCUUAGUCUUUUAACCAGAAUACCAGGCCAUGAGAUAUUUGAGAGUGAAGCUUUAAAGAAUGAAGCAAGAGACACAGGCUUUAAACAUAAGCCUCAAACACCAGCUACAGCCCCCGAGAAAAAUGCUACAAAAUCAAGAAGGAAGCACAAGCAAUCUGAAAGCAGUGACAUACAGAGUGACAGCAAGAAACAGCGUUUGGAUGACUCUAUCACCCCCUGUCUACUCCCUCCAUGCAUCUCUCCUAUUCCUAAUAGGACAACUGGCACUAAAGAGACGAAGAAAUCAGCCAAAAAAAGAGAAGAAAAAAUUGCCCCUCCUUUGUUGUCACCUUUGGGGGAUGAGCAAGUUCACAGAUUACAUUCCAAUGACAACAAUUCCUUUAAUCAAGAGGGGGGUAUUGCUGCUGUGCAAGUUCCUGUCACUUCUUCAAGACACAAAAAAAAUGGGAGCACAACAAACACUAAAGUAAGU
Molecule: messenger RNA, 1494 nt
Organism: Staurois parvus
Lineage: Eukaryota; Metazoa; Chordata; Amphibia; Anura; Ranidae
Source: the annotation of a GenBank genome assembly